AUGUCUUCAGUUAUUGUUUCAAACGUCCCAACCAAGGUUUCUCCAGCUGAACUCAUCAAGUUCUUUUCAUUUGCCGGUCACGUUACCGAUUUGAGACCUUUGAGCGACAACAAAUACCAAGUUGUAUUUGAAGAUCCCAAGGCGGUUUCCACAGCUCUUGUCCUCAACGAUGCUGAAUUGGACAACACUUUUAUCAGAGUUGAUGAGGAUUUGGAACUUACUGAUGGUGAAACUGGCGUUGCUCCACAACAAGGUGGUGUUGAUAAGCAAAGACAAGAGGAUAUCCAGUACACAUUGAGCAAUGCUUAUGGUCAAAUCAGACACAAACAUUCGGCCGAUAUCCACCAAGAGGAUAAACCCAAGUAUGCAAUUUUGGCUGAUUUGCUAUCUCACGGAUACAAGCUUUCUGAUAAUGUUGUUAAAAAGGCAGCUGAAUUGGAUGAAAAAAAUGGACUUUCCAAAAAUUAUCAAGAUUUCAUCAAGUCAUUGAAUGGGAACAAGGAGAAAUGCCCGGUUAUUAGAGGUGAAGAGAAGAUUGGCAAGGCUUAUGAGAAUUCAAACUUGAAAAAGUAUUUUGAUAAUGUGAGUGGAGAUAUUGCCCAUUCAAAGGGCGGUAUUACCCUUAGCCAAUUCUAUCAAAAGGUUGCUAAUGAUGUCAAUUCUAUUCGUGAUCAAGCAAAAAAGUUGGCUAAGGAGAGGGAACACGCUAAGGCUUAG
Molecule: messenger RNA, 717 nt
Organism: Lodderomyces theae
Lineage: Eukaryota; Fungi; Ascomycota; Pichiomycetes; Serinales; Debaryomycetaceae
Exons: 1
Coding region: 1-717 (238 amino acids)
Molecular function (GO): RNA binding
Source: RefSeq, a predicted model, not a curated record